AUGUCGCCAACUGAUUCGUCACGUGAGGACAAUGUGUACAUGGCCAAGUUGGCCGAACAGGCUGAACGCUAUGAGGAAAUGGUUGAAUUUAUGGAAAAAGUUGCAAAGACCGUUGAUGUCGAGGAACUAACUGUGGAGGAAAGAAACCUCCUUUCUGUGGCCUAUAAGAAUGUGAUUGGGGCUAGGAGAGCUUCAUGGAGAAUCAUUUCUUCCAUUGAGCAGAAGGAGGAAAGCAGGGGCAAUGAGGAUCAUGUUGCAAUUAUCAAGGAAUAUAGGAGCAAGAUCGAGACCGAGUUGAGCAAGAUCUGUGAUGGUAUCUUGAAUCUUCUUGAGUCACACCUCAUUCCAUCUGCCUCAUCUGCUGAAUCCAAGGUCUUCUAUUUGAAGAUGAAAGGUGAUUACCACAGGUACCUUGCUGAAUUUAAGACUGGAGGCGAGAGAAAGGAAGCAGCUGAGAGCACCCUGUUGGCUUACAAGUCUGCUCAGGACAUUGCCCUUGCUGAGCUGGCUCCAACCCACCCAAUAAGGCUUGGGCUUGCACUUAACUUCUCAGUCUUUUACUAUGAAAUCCUUAACUCACCAGACCGUGCGUGCAAUCUGGCAAAACAGGCUUUUGAUGAGGCUAUUUCCGAGCUUGACACAUUGGGUGAGGAAUCAUACAAGGACAGUACUUUGAUCAUGCAACUUCUCCGAGACAAUCUGACACUCUGGACUUCCGAUAUCACGGAUGAUGCCGGGGAUGAAAUCAAGGAAGCAUCAAAGCGUGAAUCAGCUGAAGCUCAGCAGUAA
This is a messenger RNA of Prunus armeniaca (apricot), 789 nucleotides long. Lineage: Eukaryota; Viridiplantae; Streptophyta; Magnoliopsida; Rosales; Rosaceae. The record is from the annotation of a GenBank genome assembly.